Molecule: messenger RNA, 1352 nt
Organism: Limanda limanda (common dab)
Lineage: Eukaryota; Metazoa; Chordata; Actinopteri; Pleuronectiformes; Pleuronectidae
Product: C-C chemokine receptor type 5-like
Exons: 4
Coding region: 1-1125 (374 amino acids)
Biological process (GO): immune response; G protein-coupled receptor signaling pathway; chemotaxis
Cellular component (GO): membrane
Molecular function (GO): chemokine receptor activity
Source: RefSeq, a predicted model, not a curated record
AUGCUACCACCUGCGACGGAGAACAAGUUAGAAUAUUUCUGCCCCGGGUCCAACAAGUGUCAGUGCGCAGAGGUGACAGCACGGAGAGCGCAGGGUGUCCGCAGACACCACGUGUCCGCCAUCGCUGAGGGGAACUCACCUGAGUCUGAACCGAGUGCCAGAGUCAUGGAGUCAGUCCCUGAUACUGUUAUACUGCAUUACGAAACCACUGCCAACACAACAUAUGACUAUUCCAGCUACUACGACAACUACGACUACUCCCCUUCUCCUUGCAACGAUUUGGACUUAAAGGAAUUUGGGAGUGUGUUUCUGCCCACGCUGUACAGUUUGGUUUUCAUUGUGGGAUUUCUAGGUAAUGGUUUAGUGGUGUGUGUUGUGGUGAAACACCGCAACAGUACCACCUUGACAGACAUCUGCCUUUUCAACCUGGCUCUGUCCGACCUCGUCUUCCUGCUCACGCUGCCUUUCUACGCUCACUACUCCAGGGUCAGCCACUGGCCUUUCGGGGACUUCAUGUGCCGUUUCAUCUCAACCUGCCACCACGCAGGCUACUUCAGCAGUGUCUUCUUCAUGGUUGCCAUGACAAUGGACCGCUACGUGGUCAUCAUGCACAGUCACAGGGUGGCAGUUUAUCGCACGCUGAGGGCAGGCGUUGUUCUCAGCACGUCCAUCUGGCUGCUGAGCCUGUGUGUCUCUCUACCAGCCUUUAUCUUCACAAAGGUAACAGGUGAUGAUAAUCUCUCAAAUUGUACCAACAACAUGGAAAACAAUGCCUGGGAAGAUUACAACAUCUUUGCGACAAAUAUACUGGGUCUCGUGAUUCCCUUGCUGGUGAUGGUAGUUUGCUACUCCAGGAUAAUCCCUACACUGGUAAAAAUGAGGAGUGCGAGGAGGCACCGUGCUGUGAAGCUGAUUAUCUCUCUAGUGGCUGUGUUUUUCUUCCUCUGGGUCCCAUUUAACAUUUGCAAUUUCUUGUACUUUCUGCAGUCAAAAGGCAUGUUGCCGAACGGAUGCAACUUUGACAACAAUUUAAAGUUGUCAAUUGUAGUGACUGAGACCCUUGCUUACACUCACUGCUGUCUGAAUCCCAUCAUAUACGCCUUUGUUGGACAGAAAUUUAUGUAACGAGCCGUGGAGCUGCUGGGGAAGUGGGUUCCUUGGAUUCGUUCUCGCUCCAGCCGAGAUUUUUCAGAUAGUACUUUCAGGAAAAGCUCUGUCAUGUCCAGGUCCUCAUGAUUUACCCACCCUGUUGUCAUUUAGCAGGUGGAGGGCAGAUGUGAUACAGUUUAUCGACACUUUAAACCACCAAGGAGCUAAUGUUUUCCCCCCUUUCCAUUUCUUUGAUGGCUUGU